Molecule: messenger RNA, 3024 nt
Organism: Ahaetulla prasina
Lineage: Eukaryota; Metazoa; Chordata; Lepidosauria; Squamata; Colubridae
Gene: PLIN2
Product: perilipin 2
Exons: 9
Coding region: 277-1620 (447 amino acids)
Biological process (GO): lipid storage; positive regulation of triglyceride storage
Cellular component (GO): lipid droplet; cytosol
Source: RefSeq, a predicted model, not a curated record
AGGACGGAUCUUUCCGUUUUAGUCUCGGUGGAGGUAAAGUAGAGGGAUGAAUGACCCUGCACCUCGGUGCAAAAAGAACUGUGGCUCUGGAAGCGUGCUUGCUCGUCCCAUCACUUGGGGAAAGUGUUUUCCCCUUAGGUUUUCUUGCACGUCCUUGCAAGUAAAAAGAAAAGUGGCUGUACGUCUACUCUGAAUUUGUAGAAUGUUAGUGCCUUUCGUUUCUCUUGGACUCGGCUUUAAAGCGCCUAUGACUCUAAAAACAUUCAAGACAAAAAGAUGGCAGUGGUGUCAGCUGAUGCCCAGCAGAACGUAGUUUCCAGGGUUGCUAGUUUGCCCCUGGUGAGUUCCACCUACGAUAUGGUCUCUUCUGCUUAUGUCAACACAAAAGAUAAUUACCCCUAUCUGAAAUCUGUCUGUGAGAUGGCGGAGAAAGGAGUGAAGUCUAUUACAGCAGUGGCCCUGACCAGUGCCCUACCCAUCAUCCAAAAGUUGGAGCCACAAAUUGCAGUGGCCAAUAGCUAUGCUUGCAUGGGAUUGGACAAAGUUGAAGAAAAAUUGCCUAUACUCUAUCAACCAACUGGUAAGGUGGUUGCCAAUGCUGUGGAUGCAGUUGUUGGUGCAAAGGAUGCUGUGACAACCACUGUGAAUGGUGCCAAGGAUACAGUCACACACACCCUGAGUGAAGUUGUUGACAAGACAAAAGGGGUGGUUCUGGACAGCGUGGAGCUCACUAAAUAUGCAGUCCAUGGCAGCAUUAACACUGUUCUGCAGAGUCGGAUGGUGUGCCUAGUGACCAUUGGGGUGGAUACCGCACUCAGCAAGUCUGAAACUCUGGUUGAUCAGUACCUUCCACAUACUACAGAGGAGCUGGAGAAAGAAGCUACUAACAUCGAAGGAUUCGAAACUGGAGACCAGAAGCUAAGUUACUAUAUUAGACUAGGGUCUUUGUCUUCAAAGGUCCGAGCACGUGCCUAUCAACAGGCUGUAAAUGCAUUUAGGGAUGCUAAGCUCAGAAGCCAAGAGACAAUUUCUCAGCUCAAUUAUACCGUUAACCUGCUGGAAUAUGCCAGAAAGAACAUGUCUAAUGCUAAUGUGAAACUUCAAGAUGCCCAACAGAAGUUAUAUACUUCCUGGACAGAAUGGAAGAAAAACAUGAGCUCAAAUGGCGAGGCUGCUUCCCACAGUGCUGAGCACAUUGAAUCACGCACUCUAGCGAUUGCACAGAACCUGAGUCAGCAGCUUCAGACAACCUGCCUCACGCUGGUGUCCAGCAUACAGGGUUUGCCACAGAACAUUCAGGACCAGGUUCACCACGUUGGGGAAAUUGCAGGAGACGUGUACAAAAGCUUCCGGUCAGCCUCUUCUUUCAGAGAAGUGUCUGACAACCUUCUUACCUCUAGUAAAGGGCAGUUGAAGAAAAUGAAAGAAUCGUUGGAUGACGUGAUGGAUUAUCUUGUUAACAACACACCCCUCAACUGGCUGAUUCCAGAUUUCACAAUCACAGAGUUGUCUUCAGAAUCUGAUGAGAUACCGGACAUCUCGGAUUUGGACGAAGAAGGACUGCCUGACUAUUCCCAUGCAAAUGGCCCAAUCGCCAUGGAACAAAUUGUGGAAGCAUAAGAAAACACUGUUCCUUUAAAACAAUGUUUGUGUGUUUGUGUGUGUAUGUGCACCUACAUGCAUAUAGAUACACAUGCAGUGCAUAUGCACACUUAAUUACAAUUCUGCUUUAUGGGAUAAUAGCUAUUGGAGAGUGCAUCUUUGUUUAAUUUAGAUCAGCCAACCUUCAGCUUCUUGAUUCAUUGUAGUUAUGGAACACAGACAAGUAUUUAGGAUAAGCCAUAGAUGCUUUAGGUCAGGGGUCUCCAACCUUGGCAACUUUAAGACUUGUGGACUUCAACUCCUAGAGUUCCUCAAAUCUGGGAGUUGAAGACCACAAGUCUUAAAGUUGCCAAGGUUGGAGACCCCUGCUUUAGGUGAUAGAUAAAUGUAUUGAAAUGGUCUUAAACUUCCUUUGAAACUUAGGUUACAAUUGGGCCAAUAAUGGCUUUUGAAGCAACAGCCUUAACAAUUCACCCGAAAUGUGGCCUAUGAGAUGAUUUGCUGUCUUAAGCUUCCUUCCUUUCUUAGCAAAGCACUUAUGCUUAGCAACAUAUCUAUAUUUUUAUACGUCGCAAAAACUGAAAUAAUACGUUGCUCAAUAAUCCGUGAUUGUUCAAUUCUCUGUAAUUGUGUGAUUAGCUGUCUUAAGCUUUUGAAACAGUUUUCUUAUACUCUUUGCCCUACCCAAAUACAUUGGGAGUGCAGUUCCCAGAUGACAAGGCAUACAAUCCCAACACAUUUGGGAGAUCCAUAGUUGAGAAAGGCUGCUUUAAUGCAAUGAAAAUAUUUGGUGUCUCUUUUAAAGUAUAAGAUUCUUGUCCAAUAUGUCAGUGCUUCAAUAAAGUUUAUUACUUUAAUAAGUAAUAAACCUACGUUAUAUUCUGGCUGUGGAUUCGCAUAACUUGAUACUGCUCCCUAAAAAUCCAUUGCAGAUAGAAAACUGGCAGCUCUAUAGAAGAAAUAUUAUUUUUAUUUUAAAUAAUUAUUUUAAAUAAUUGGGUUAAAGCACACAAUUCCCCAUUAGAUUUUACAUUUAUAUAAGAAUUAAGUUGACGAUUUAAAUGAGUCUGAAGAGAAGUAAUGUUCGCAUCAAAAAGGAUAUAAGAAAACUACCUUCUAAAAGGGGAGGAGUUUGGGGGGGAAAAACAAAGAUGCAAAGAAAUAGAAACGUGAUUGUUAUUUGUUGUCAUCACCAUUUCUUUUCCUAUGCCACUGGAACUUUGCUUCUAUUUGUUGUGGGAAUAUGAGGACAUUUCUUGGUGCUAAUUUAGCAGAUUCCAUAAAGCUAGGGUUAAGAAAUAAUUUACUUCCUGUGUAAUGUAAGGUGGGUGUCUUUAAUAUCAGAUGUAGUAUUGUAAGUUGUAAGAAAUAUUUACUGAAAUGCCUUGGAAAUAAAGUUUAAACUGAUAUUUGAUUACUGCA